AUGAUCGAAGAAGACAUAGAAAUCGCAAUCAAAGUCGUCGUGGUCGGUAAUGGCGCUGUUGGAAAGUCCAGUAUGAUCCAGCGUUACUGCAAAGGGAUUUUUACUAAGGAUUAUAAGAAAACGAUUGGUGUUGACUUUUUAGAGAGACAAAUCAGCAUUGAUAGUAAAGAUAUUAGACUAAUGCUGUGGGAUACAGCUGGUCAGGAAGAAUUCGAUGCCAUAACGAAAUCCUAUUACAGAGGUGCACAAGCGUGUGUACUGGCUUUUUCUACUACGGAUAGAGAUUCGUUCGAAGCUAUUGAAAGCUGGAAAAGAAAGGUUGAGGCCGAAGUAGGAUCUAUUCCUAUGGUAUUAGUGCAGAAUAAGAUUGACUUAAUUGACGACGCAAAAAUGGACAGUGAAGAGACAGAAAAACUCGCAAAAAAGUUGCACCUUCGAUUUUAUCGAACUUCAGUUAAAGAUAAUGUGAAAGUUGAUGAUGUAUUUAAAUACUUGGCUACCAAAUAUUUAAAGUUGAUUGAAAAGAGUGGGGAAGAAGUAGGUCAACAAAUAGGAAACAAUCUGGAUAUGUUUAAUGCUGUGGCAUCGACUAAUGAGAAAGCUAAAAGUAAAGGUAAUAGCAAAGGAAAUGAUGAAGGAGUAAUACAACUUGAUGCAAACAAGCGUAAAUCCCAGUCAAAGAAAAAUAAGGGUGCAUGUGUUUUAUUGUAG
Messenger RNA from Trichoplax adhaerens, 711 nucleotides. RefSeq lists its product as uncharacterized. Gene Ontology annotation, molecular function: GTP binding; GTPase activity. NCBI's taxonomy places the organism in Eukaryota, Metazoa, Placozoa, Uniplacotomia, Trichoplacea, Trichoplacidae. The transcript has 7 exons. The coding region runs from base 1 to 711 and encodes 236 amino acids. The record is from RefSeq and is a predicted model, not a curated record.